Ilex paraguariensis (yerba mate) is the source of this 1625-nucleotide messenger RNA. Lineage: Eukaryota; Viridiplantae; Streptophyta; Magnoliopsida; Aquifoliales; Aquifoliaceae. The record is from the annotation of a GenBank genome assembly.
CAAUCAAUAAUCACUCUCUCAGAUCUAAAAUAAUUAUUUGUCAACCCAACUUCUCUCUCUCCCUAUAUACACACCCACAAAAUAACACAGAAUUGGCAACAUUUAGAUCUUAUUCACUACCACCACGAAACCAACCACCAUGGCUAUGUCAGCAGCUUCCCCGCACUCUCUCCUCCUCAAAAAACCCAACCACAGAACCACCGCAACAACCCAAUUCACAGGCUUUCCAAUCAACCCAUCACGCGCUGCCACCACCACCUACAAACCCAUAUCAAUCACUUGUUCAACCACCACCCCACUCCAAGAUCGCCCCGCCGCCACCUCCCAAUCCUCAGAUCGCGUCUUUAAUUUCGCCGCCGGCCCCGCCACCCUCCCCGAAAUUGUCCUCAAGAAAGCUGAAUCUGAGCUCUACAACUGGCGUGGCUCGGGUAUGUCCGUCAUGGAGAUGAGCCACAGAGGCAAGGAAUUUCUCUCUAUAAUUCAGAAAGCGGAGUCAGAUCUGCGUGCCCUCCUUGAUAUUCCGUCGGAAUACGCCGUGCUCUUCCUCCAAGGUGGUGCCACCACCCAAUUCGCCUCUGUCCCGUUGAAUCUUUGCAACCCCGAUGAUCCGGUUGAUUAUAUUGUCACCGGGUCUUGGGGCGAUAAGGCUUUCAAGGAAGCGACCAAAUUCUGCAAACCCACUGUGAUUUGGUCAGGUAAAUCGGAGAAAUAUACAAAGAUUCCUGAUUUCGAUGCCUUGGAACAAAACCCGUCUGCCAAGUAUUUGCAUAUAUGCACAAAUGAGACCAUUCACGGGGUUGAAUUCAAGAACUAUCCAACCCCCAAGAACAAAGAUGCGAUUUUGAUUGCUGAUAUGUCGUCGAAUUUUUGUUCAAAGCCAGUGGAAGUGAGCAAAUUUGGGGUGAUCUAUGCGGGUGCGCAGAAAAAUGUUGGUCCUUCUGGGGUGACUAUUGUUAUUAUCAGGAAAGAUUUGAUUAGAAAUGCACAGCCAACCACUCCUGUGAUGUUGGACUACAAGAUUCACGCUGAGAACAAUUCAUUAUACAAUACGCCUCCUUGUUAUGGUAUUUAUAUGUGUGGGUUGGUGUUUGAAGAUCUGUUGGCACAAGGUGGUUUGGUUGAGAUUGAGAAGAAGAACAUCAAGAAGGGUCAGCUUCUUUAUGAUACAAUUGAUCAGAGCAAUGGGUUCUAUAGGUGCCCCGUUGAGAAAUCUGUGAGGUCAUUGAUGAAUGUUCCGUUUACAUUGGAGAAGUCUGAAUUGGAGGCUGAGUUUAUUAAGGAGGCGGCGAAGGAGAAUAUGGUGCAGCUCAAGGGACAUAGGUCGGUUGGAGGGAUGAGAGCUUCGAUAUAUAAUGCUAUGUCAUUGGCUGGAGUUGAGAAGUUGGUUGCUUUCAUGAAGGAUUUCCAGGCAAGGCAUGGUUGAUGUUGGAGUAGCGUAGAGAUUAGCAAAACAUGUGUUUUGCUCUGAUUUGUUUUAUUGUUCUUUUAAUGUUUUGUUUGUUGUUUUUUGUUGUGGGGGUCAGCAUUGUUGAAUGCUUUUUUAUGAGUAUUAUGUGGCAAUUGUACUACGAUUUCAGGAGAGAAAUUUAUGUCCUUUGAUGCUUUUAGUUUCUUACGGAGUAGAU